Messenger RNA from Eruca vesicaria subsp. sativa (arugula), 1572 nucleotides. The record is from the annotation of a GenBank genome assembly. NCBI's taxonomy places the organism in Eukaryota, Viridiplantae, Streptophyta, Magnoliopsida, Brassicales, Brassicaceae.
AUGGAUUCCGAUGACGGCAUGCUCGAUGCCUACGAUGACGAAUCGGGAGAGUACGAUCAGUCCAGCUACGAUGAUGAUGAUGAUAAUGAACACAGCCAUGGUGAAGAUGCUGAACCCGAAUAUGUUGAUGAAGACGUGAACGAUUCCUCUAGUAACUAUGUCGUUCUCAAGGAAAAAGACAUACGCAUACGACAAGAGAAUGAUAUAAAACAAGUCUCUAUGCUCCUCUCCAUAACCACGGUAGAAGCAAGCGUCCUCCUCCUUCACUAUCGUUGGAUUAUUAGUAAACUUACUGAUGAAUGGUUUGCUGAUGAGGACAAAGUUCGGAGAACUGCUGGCGUAUUAGAAGGAGGAUCUGUCCUCGUUGAAAAACCUCGUGGUCGAAAAAUUAAAUGUGGAAUAUGUUUUGAUAAAUUUCGUCCUCGAAAAAUCGUACCUAUUGUUUGUGGUCAUAGUUUCUGUUCUACAUGUUGGAAUGGUUACAUCAGCACAGCCAUCAACGAUGGUUCAGGAUGUUUGAUACAAAAGUGUCCUGAACCGUCUUGCCACGUGGCUGUUGGACGUGACAUGGUCGAGAAGGUAGUCUCGGAGGAAGACAAGGGAAAGUACGAUAGGUAUUUUCUUAGGUCUUAUAUAGAAGAAAGCAAAAAUAUGAAGUGGUGUCCAGCUCCAGGAUGUGACCACGCGGUUGAGUUUUCUCGGAGUGGAGUUAGUUACGAUGUUUCAUGUUUGUGUUCGUAUAGAUUUUGCUGGAACUGUAACGAAGAUGCUCACAGUCCUGUGGAUUGUGACACGGUUUCGCAAUGGAUACUCAAGAACAACGCAGAAGCGGAGAAUACUAAAUGGAUACUUGCCAACUCCAAGGCUUGUCCCAAGUGUAGGCGACCGAUUGAGAAGAACCUUGGAUGCAUGCACAUGACGUGCGGACCACCUUGUAGGCAUCAGUUUUGUUGGCUUUGCCUUGGUGCAUGGAGUGAUCACGGGGAAAGUAGCGGCGGGUAUAAUGCAUGCAACAAGUACGAGAAGGCUAAGAGAGAAGGGCUGUAUGAUGAGGUUGAAAAGAAGCGAGAGAUGGCUAAGAGCUCGUUAGAGAGGUACACUCAUUAUUAUGAACGAUGGGCGAGUAAUCAAAAGUCUAGGGACAAAGCUUUUGGAGAUCUUCAGGUGUUCUUGUCGGAGAAGAUUACGAAGCUUAGUGACAUACAAGGGAUAACAAAGACUGAGCUCAAGAUCAUCACAGAUGCGUGGCUUCAGAUCAUCGAGUGCAGACGGGUGCUGAAAUGGACUUAUGCUUAUGGAUAUUAUCUGAUUGAAUCUGAACGUGAGAAGCAAUGUUUUUUCGAGUACGUGCAAGGGGAGGCUGAGUCUAAUUUGGAGAGGCUCCACAGAUGCGUUGAGGUAGAGUCGGGGGUGUUUGAGGAUUCUAAAGAGCCUUUAGUAGGAGACUUUAACACUUUUCAGAAAAAAUUAGUUAAUUUGACUAAAGUAACGAAGACGCAGUUUGAAACUCUCGUGGAAGCUCUGGAGAAUGGCAAUCUAGAGUCUCGAGUCUCUAAAAAAAGACGGUACUGA